Rhododendron vialii is the source of this 2416-nucleotide messenger RNA. Its product is annotated as phosphatidylinositol 4-kinase gamma 1-like. Bases 480 to 2114 code for a protein of 544 amino acids. NCBI's taxonomy places the organism in Eukaryota, Viridiplantae, Streptophyta, Magnoliopsida, Ericales, Ericaceae. The transcript is spliced from 4 exons. The record is from RefSeq and is a predicted model, not a curated record.
GGGGCUAUUUUAGUUGGAAGUUGGUUUAUAAAUAAGAAAGAUAGGGGAACGGGAGAGAAGGCUCCUUUCAUCAACUUCUCCGUCGUCACGCCGGUUCAUCCUCUCUCUCUCUCUCUCCGUCUUCCUGAAUGCCUCACCCGUGUUCAGGUAACAUUGUGGCUGGGAUCUCAAAGCGGAGGAGCGAGGAACUAAUUAAAUUAAGUUUGUGCAGAGGGCAUGAUCGAUUGAAAAAUGGGUAGAGGAGAAAUUGUAUUUAUCAGGUGAUCGGCGAAUUAAAAAAGAAAAAAAAAAUUAUGGAUCCAGUGGUUGCUGACAGAUGCAACCUUGUUCGUGAUCAGAAUCACAAGUGAUGGUUUCGCAAGCCAUAAUAUUAAUUACGUUAAGAAGCUGAUCUUCCUUUCUGCUGGAAUGCUGCCCCACUAAUUUUGAAUUGCAUGAAUGCUUGGGCUUAGAUCUUCUUCUUCUUCUUCUUCACCGAGAUGGCUGUAGCUGUCGAUCAACAACAUCAUGGAUUCAGUAAGUCGUUUGGCCUACCACCACCACCACCACGGAGAAGCAAACACCAAUCCCAAUCCCAUUCUCAUCUCGAGUAUUACAACGACAUCGUCAUGCCCGAAUUUGCCACCAAAACUAAUUUUGCUCACACCUACUCCUUUAAGGAAGCCUACUUUGAGCAAGUUUCCCACCUUGGCACUCAUCGAAGCUUCUCCACCCCAUGCCUACCCCUCCUUACGACCGCCACCACCAGUACAUUGGAUUGGGAAGAGGGAGAAGAAGAGUUUGAUGAUGCUGUUGCUGCUAAUAUUCCAAAGAUCAAGAUCAUUGGUGGCCAGAAUGACCUGAGAGCACGUGCUCUUGUAGUCGAGAUUGCCAUGGCUAUGGCCUUCGGAGGAGUUGUAGAUCCAGUGCCCAUAUCAAGCAGUGGGGGGCCAGGCGGUGCUUACUUCUUACAUGAUAAAAAAAAAUCUACUAACUAUGAUUGUACCUCCAACCCCGUUAUUGCGGUGGUAAAGCCCAUUGAUGAAAAGCCUCUAGUCUUAAAUAGACUUGAAGGAGGAUUUGUUGCAGGCCAACGAAUGAUGGGCCAGAUGGGCAUAAGAAGCUCGAUUCGGGUGGAUGAAACUGGUGUCCGUGAAUUGGCUGCUUACCUCCUUGAUCACAGUGGUUUUGCCGGGGUUCCUCCAACAGCACUAGUCAAAAUUUCCCAAGUUGCAUUUCAUCAUCAUCAUCAUGUCAAUUUAAUUAAGGAUGCACACAGUAUUGCAGAUGCAAAAGCUCCAACACCACCACCAGUACGGCCACCUUUUUAUAAGAUAGCUUCAGUUCAACGAUUCAUAGAGCACGUUUCUGAUGCAGGAGACUUGGGUCCUUCUGCCUUCUCUGUCUCUUCUAUCCAUCGUAUUGGGAUACUCGAUGUUAGACUCCUGAAUCUUGAUAGGCAUGCAGGAAACAUGCUUGUAAUUGAACAAGGACGAGGAAAUGAUAAGAGUUCUGUGGGAGGAGGAGCUCAUGAGCUCAUGCCUAUAGACCAUGGACUUUGCUUGCCGGAGUGGCUGGAUGAUCCGUAUUUUGAGUGGUUGCAUUGGCCUCAAGCCUUGGUUCCCUUCUCUGACUCUGAAGUCGAGUACAUACGCAAUCUUGAUCCAUUCAAAGAUGCUCAACUUCUCAGGAAUGAGUUUCCUAAUUCUAUGAGGGAGUCCUCCAUUCGGGUUUUUGUGUUGUGCACCAUUUUUUUGAAGCAAGCUGUUGUUGCUGGGCUCUGUCUUGCCAACAUAGGCGAAAUGAUGACUCGGGAGUUUCGUGGAGGAUCGGAAGAACAUUUGAGCAUUCUAGAGAAUAUUUGCUUCAAUGCAAAGAAGGCUAUGGUCAUGCGCACUAGUAUAUUGUCAUUAAAUGACGACAGAAAUUGCAUUGCUCACCAUCAAUGUGAGGAAGAAACGGGAAUAUUUCAGCUUGACAACAAUCACAUUGAAUGUAACAAAAUGCGUGGGGGUCACAUUUGUUUUGGGGAAAUCUGUGAAGAAGAAUGGGAAUUGUUCCUUGAGAAUUUUGAGAAGCUUUUGCCAGAGUUCUUUGAGAGCCGGAAGAAUACGGGCUCGAUGAAUCAGCAGUAGUAGAGACCAGAGUUUGGCAACCACUGCCUCUUAUUGCUUUGAGUAGUUCCGAACUGUUAGAGUUAACAAAAUGCAAUGACGAAUCGGGGGAAAAAAAAUGCCAAUGGGACAUGGAAGGCAACGAAAGACAUAGAGCAUUGUAUAUAGUAGGGCCACUUGACCGGAAAAGCGAUUGGCAGGCUGCCAUCCUUUCCGUCUCACUUCCAGUUUCAGCUACAGGUUCCCCACUUUCAUUCUCUCUUUAUCAUGUCUUGUACAUUAUUUCUUUCCUGGCCUAAAAUAUGUUAUAAAAUUUUCAAUUA